AUGGGUCUCGCCUUUUCAAAGAUUUUCGACAAGCUGUGGGGGAAGAAGGAGAUGCGAAUCCUGAUGGUCGGUCUCGACGCCGCCGGUAAAACCACCAUCCUCUACAAGCUCAAGCUUGGUGAGAUCGUCACCACCAUCCCCACCAUCGGCUUCAACGUCGAGACUGUCGAGUACAAGAACAUUCAGUUCACCGUCUGGGAUGUCGGUGGUCAGGACAAGAUCCGUCCUCUGUGGAGGCACUACUUCCAGAACACCCAGGGUAUCAUUUUCGUUGUCGACAGCAACGAUCGUGAUCGUAUUGUUGAGGCUCGUGAGGAACUCCAGCGCAUGCUCAACGAGGAUGAGCUGCGGGAUGCCAUCCUCCUGGUAUUUGCCAACAAGCAGGAUCUUCCUAACGCCAUGAACGCUGCCGAGAUCACAGACAAGCUUGGCCUUCACAGCCUGCGCCAACGUGCCUGGUACAUCCAGUCCACCUGCGCCACCUCUGGAGAUGGUCUGUACGAGGGUCUCGAGUGGCUCGCCACCACCCUCCGCAAGGCUGGCCACCAGUAG
Clonostachys solani is the source of this 552-nucleotide messenger RNA. The record is from the annotation of a GenBank genome assembly. Lineage: Eukaryota; Fungi; Ascomycota; Sordariomycetes; Hypocreales; Bionectriaceae.